AUGAGCCAAGACCAAAAUACACCUUAUACCUCAGAGGAUGGUAUUGAAAACAGGCAGAAACCAUUUAUCCAAAGCAGAAGUAAUUAUCAUGCAUUGACUACAAAGAGUCAAGCUUCAAAUGGCCAUGAACAGAUCCUUGUAAGGAUGGACACGUUAAGCUCUGGACUUACUCCUGAUUUAAGAUCUGAGGAGAAAACAACUGAACAAAACCCAAGCAUUGCUGAUGAAAGACCAAUGAAUGCACCUGAAAAUUUAGGAACAGUAGCUAAUCAAAAACAUGAAACACAGGACUUAAGUAUGCCCAGAGACCCUGAUCAAGAACAUAACGCAGACAUAAAGAACAUUUUUAGUCUUGCACUUGAGACUGAUGUAAUAGCAAAACCAAAAAUGCAAUGUGCUGAUAGUGGAACUGUUGAAAGCUUACCUGGAGCAUUAGCAAAUGGAGUAAGCUGUGAACUGGACACUGAGGAGAACACUGGUGAAAGAUCAGAACAUGUCAAACUCAUGGAAAUGACUGAGAAAAAUGACUGCCAUAUUCUUUCAGAGGAAAGCAGCAUACAUAGAAAUGACACACAGAUGAAAUGUUACGAGGAGGAGCAGAAAAGGUUGUUAAUUGAAGAGAUGACGCUUGAUGAUGCAACCAUAGCAAAAGAGCAAGUCCAAGUGAAGGACAGUCGAGAUGGAUUUAGUUCAACGUUUGAAAGAAUUGUGGAAUCUGAUCUGAUGAAAGGCACAUCAUACAGUAGCCUGGAUUCUCUGGAUGUACUGUCACUGACUGAUGAAACAGACAGUUGUGUUAGUUUUGAAGCCCCACUCACACCACUGAUUCAGCAGCGAAUUAAGGAAACCCCCGAGCUGCUACACCAAAAGCUGAUUGAGGUUGCUGAGCAACGCGAAAUCCAGGAAGCUGGAGUUAGUGAUGACCAGGAAGAGGAAUCUAAAUCGAAUGAGGGAAAUAUUGAAAGCCCACUGAGACACUCACUCACCAGUAGCAGAUCUGAGAAUGUGCUGAGCAGAUCUUCCUUAAAGUCAGUGCCAAAUGGUUUACAGAAUGAGAGAGAUGACACUGAAGAUGACAUGGGCAGGAUUGUUAACUCAGUCAGCGAUGCCAACUUUAAGGACGUCUUAUCUGAUUCUGAUUCAGAAAUGGGUAGCACAGAGCAACUAGAACAUGGGAGCACUGACACUUUGGCCAAUGGCUGCAAAACUAAUGCAGAUCCUGCAAAAAGACUUGCCAAACGAUUAUAUAAUCUUGAAGGGUUUAAGAGAUGUGAUGUAGCACGCCACCUUGGAAAGAACAAUGAUUUCAGCAGGCUGGUGGCUGAAGAAUAUCUUAGUUUCUUUGACUUCACAGACAUGACUUUGGAUAAAGCACUUAGGAGUUUUUUGAAAGCUUUUCCAUUGAUGGGUGAAACUCAGGAGCGGGAGAGAGUCCUUAUCCCUUUCUCUAAGAGAUACUGCCAAUGUAAUCCUGAUUAUAUCAACUCUGAAGAUGGGGUCCACACACUAACCUGUGCACUAAUGCUUUUGAACACAGACCUGCAUGGUCAUAAUAUUGGGAAAAAGAUGUCAUGUCAGCAGUUUAUUUCUAAUCUGGAUGGCCUUAAUGAUGGGAAGGAUUUUCCAAAAGAUUUAUUGAAGGGAUUGUAUAACUCAAUAAAAAAUGAAAAGCUGGAGUGGGCUGUGGAUGAAGAUGAAUUGAGAAAAUCACUGUCAGAGCUUGUGGAUGAUAAAUUUGAUAGCUGUGCAAAGAAAGUGACAAGAAUAAUUGAUAGCAGUAAUCCAUUCCUUGAUAUCCCUCAGGCUUUGAAUGCAGCAACCUACAAACAUGGAGUACUCAAUCGUAAAACACAUGCAGACAUGGAUGGCAAGAGAACACCCAGGGGAAGAAGAGGAUGGAAAAAAUUUUACGCAGUCCUGAAAGGAACUAUUCUGUACUUGCAAAAGGAUGAAUAUAAGCUAGACAGGGAUUUAUCUGAAGUGGAUCUGAAAAAUGCUAUUCGAAUACACCAUGCAUUAGCAACAAGGGCUACUGAGUACAGCAAACGGCCUAAUGUUCUGAAAUUGAAGACAGCAGACUGGAGAGUCUUCCUUUUCCAAGCACCAAGUGAAGAGGAAAUGCGCUCAUGGAUACUGAGAAUAAAUCUGGUAACUGCCAUUUUCUCUGCACCCUCGUUUCCAGCUGCUAUCGGAUCACUGAAAAAAUUUAGCCGACCUCUUCUCCCUUCAUCUACAACUAAACUUACCCAGGAAGAGCAGCUGAAAUCACACGAGACCAAAUGGAGACAGAUUUCAACUGAAUUAGCAGAACACAGUACACAGCCUCCAGCGAAGAAUGUCAAAUCUAAAGAAGCAGAGGAAUACCGACUUAAAGAACAUUAUUUAAUAUUUGAGAAAAAUCGAUAUGAAGCAUAUAUUAAUCUACUGAAGGCAAAACUAAAGGUAGGAACUGAUGAUCUGGAAAAAAUUGAGGCAAUUAUUUUUAACACAGAAAAUGAUGAAAGUUCCUUGAGGAAGACUCAGUCUAGUCCUUCUCUAAACCAAGGACACUUUUCUCUCAAUGGCAAAAUGGAAAAGGACAUUACAGAACAGAAAAGUUGUCCCAAGUAA
Hypanus sabinus (Atlantic stingray) is the source of this 2610-nucleotide messenger RNA. Its product is annotated as PH and SEC7 domain-containing protein 2-like. Gene Ontology annotation, biological process: regulation of ARF protein signal transduction. Bases 1 to 2610 code for a protein of 869 amino acids. The transcript is spliced from 14 exons. The record is from RefSeq and is a predicted model, not a curated record. NCBI's taxonomy places the organism in Eukaryota, Metazoa, Chordata, Chondrichthyes, Myliobatiformes, Dasyatidae. Gene Ontology annotation, molecular function: guanyl-nucleotide exchange factor activity; phospholipid binding; protein binding.